AUGAUUUCUAGUGGUGUGUGCCCUAAUAUCAUUACUUGUAAAACGUUGCUGCACGGUCUCUGCAAUAAUGGGAAACCAGAAAAGGCGUUCAGAAUGUUUAAGGUGAUACAGAAGAGUAAUAUUGAUCUGGAUACUACUAUUUAUAACACCAUCAUCCAUGGAAUGUGCAUGGCUAGUAAGUCGGAACAAGCAUGGAGUUUAUUCACUAAUCUCCUCCACAGCGGUUUGCAACCUGAUAUUCAAACUUAUAAUAUAUUGAUCAACGUGUUCGUCAAAGUGGGAAAGUUUAUAGGGGCUGAAAAGUUAUAUGCGGAGAUGCCCCACAGAAGUAUAGUCCCAGAUACUUUCACCUAUACCUCAAUGAUCGAUGGACUCUGCAAGCAGAACCGCUUGAAAUGA
Messenger RNA from Eruca vesicaria subsp. sativa (arugula), 399 nucleotides. The record is from the annotation of a GenBank genome assembly. Lineage: Eukaryota; Viridiplantae; Streptophyta; Magnoliopsida; Brassicales; Brassicaceae.